GCAGCCCGCCCUCUGCCCCCCGCCGGGCAGGUGGGAGUGCACGGUGCGGCCCCGCGCUCUGCCUGGUGCCCACGGCCCCGCGCUGCCCGCCGACUGCCGGCGCACGCACACCGCUCUCGGGACCGAGCCUCAGAGUUGUGGAAACUGUUGAAGGGAAGGAACACAUCCCACCCGCCUCGCGGAAGGGGCCUUUUCUGGCCAUGUCUCCUGCAGCUGCUGCAGAGCCAGAUGAGGUCCAGGGAGACAGGCACGUCAGCAAGCUCAUCUUCUUCCUUUUUGUCAUCGGUGCCAUCCUGCUCUGUGUGGGAGUCCUGCUCUCCAUCUUUGGGUUCCAAGCGUGCCAGUACGAAACCCUCCCAGAAUGCAACAUGGUGCUGAAGAUCGCUGGGCCCGCGUGUGCCGUGAUUGGGCUGGGGGCUGUGAUUCUGGCCCGCUCCCGGGCACGACUUCAGCAAAGUGAGGAGCGCCUGCAAGGCAACCUGGGGGACUCCGACCGAGCCUUCCUCUGUGGGGAGAGCCGCCAGUUUGUGCAGUGUCUCAUCUUCGGGUUUCUGUUCCUGACGAGCGGCAUGCUCAUCAGCGUCCUGGGCAUUUGGGUCCCUGGGUGCGGCUCAGACUGGGUGCAGGAGCCGCUGAACGAGACAGACAGUGCUGACGCAGAGCCCCAGAUCUGUGGAUUCCUGUCCCUGCAGAUCUUGGGACCCUUGAUUGUGCUUGUGGGACUGUGUUUCUUCGUGGUUGCCCAUGUUAAGAAGAGAAACAACUUGAAUGGGGGCCAGGAUGCUUCUGAAGAUGAAGAGAGACAGACCCAGACCCUGGAGCCCGUCCAGGUCACUGUAGGUGAUGCCGUGAUAAUAUUCCCACCCCCUCCACCACCUUACUUUCCUGCGUCUUCAGCUUCUGCAGCUAUUCGGAGUCCUGGGGCUGACAGUCUGAUCCCAAAUGAAAAUCCACCUUCAUAUUACAGUAUUUUUAACUAUGGGACCCCAACUCCUGAGGGCCAAGGCGCAGCCGCUGAGAGAGAUUAUGACUCUGUCUAUACUAUUUCUGGGACUGCUUCAUCCUCUGAGACCUCACACACUCCUCAUCUCUCAUCCGAACUGCCUCCCAGAUACGAAGAAAAAGAACCUGCUGCCACCACGUCCUUGUCUCCAUCUUCUGAGCCUUCUCCUCCCUGAGCCAUGGACUCCAGUUCAGUUUUAUAUGGAAUAAAUCACUAUUUUAUUUAAUUUGUUUUUCUAAUAAAAAA
Molecule: messenger RNA, 1249 nt
Organism: Hippopotamus amphibius kiboko
Lineage: Eukaryota; Metazoa; Chordata; Mammalia; Artiodactyla; Hippopotamidae
Gene: TMEM171
Product: transmembrane protein 171
Exons: 4
Coding region: 201-1178 (325 amino acids)
Source: RefSeq, a predicted model, not a curated record